Molecule: messenger RNA, 1704 nt
Organism: Plasmodium cynomolgi strain B
Lineage: Eukaryota; Apicomplexa; Aconoidasida; Haemosporida; Plasmodiidae
Exons: 5
Coding region: 1-1704 (567 amino acids)
Source: RefSeq, a predicted model, not a curated record
AUGGAUUUGAGGAUACACCUCUCCUCCCUUUUCCUCCUAGUGUACCUAAAAUGUUUCAUAGGCCACAUUUGCUUUAGUCCCGGGGUGGAAAACACAAACGGGAGCUGCUACAUACCUAGCGCUUUUAAAAAGAGGCAGUACAAGCAAACGUCUAGUAAAACCUUUGGGAAGGGAAAAGAUAACAAAUUUCAACUAAGUCUGAUUUUUAGGAAGCAAAAAGAUCAGUCCAUGAUAAGAAGCAUUCCUAGCCAUGUGCGAAAGAGAAAGAAGAAGAAAAAAAAGAAGAAAAAAAAGGCAGACGGUGAUGGCGAUGCUGGUGUUGCUGGUGGAAAGGACCAAAAGGGGGGGGAAAAAAAAGUAAACAAAAAGUUAAUGAGAAGGAGGCUGCUCAAGUUUUACAAGUUGAAGAGGAAAAACGAGGGCACUGAGGAGGACGUUUUUUCCGACAAGGCGAAGUACUCUGUGUUUGACUACGUUGAGGAUAAGCUCAGCGGUGGCAGCGGUGGCAGCGGUGAUAGCGGUGAUAGCAGUGUUAGCGGUGAUAGCAGUGUUAGCGGCGUUAGCAGUGCUAGCCGCAUUAGCAGUGUUAGCCGCGUUAGCAGUGUCAGCCAUGGGGGUGACGGCAACCAGGACGACCUCCCCUCCGCGGCACCCCCCGAGGGGCACCAAAAAGAAGAACAUGAAGGAGAAGCCGAUCUGCACACCUACAUGGAUGAUAUUCAGGGGGAGGACUCACCCGAACGGGCUGAUCUGGCUCACGGGAAAGUGUCCGUAGAAGACGUGCACGAAUAUGUCCAGAAUAAACAACUGGGAGAAAAAUACAUACUCCAGAAAGAUACCCUAAAAAAUGUUUUCGUCAAUAAGCCUCUGUUCAAUUUUUACAAUUUUUACAACUUCUUUCAAAUUGACCACGUUGAAAAGUACAAUAAAGAAAAAGUCCUAAACUUAAUUUACUAUUAUAUUUAUAAAUACAAAAACAAAAUGGACAGUCAAACAAAAUACGAGUGUGUGAACACAAAGGAUCUUGUGGAGACUUACGAGAGAAUUCCGGAUGAAAAGAAAAAAAUGAAACACUAUCUUGACUUUUACAUCGACAUGAAUAACAACAGGUACCUCUACAUGAAUAUCGACAAGAAUUACGCUUUGAAGAAAAAGGAGACGGAUGCCUUCACCGUGAGCAACAUUAACAAGGUUGACUCGAUGCACAUACACAAUUACAAGGUGGUGUGGACUAUUCGAAACGUGCAGGAGAAACUGUUUUGGAGAUUUCGCGAAAUGGGGAACAUUCCCCUGACGACUUCCGCCUUUUCCUUCGCUGGCAAGAAGUCGUUCAAGUUGAAGCUUUGGCUAGAUGGUCACAAAUCCGCCAAGAAGGGCUACGUAAGCGUCGGCCUGAAGCAACUGGAAAACUACGCACUGCUGGAGGAAUACAUUUGUCUCUCCCUUGGGGGAGUCACGAGGGGUCCAUUCCAAUACAUGUCGAGAGAAUACUACCAGGGGUGUUACAACUUCUGUAAGUUUGACGAUCUGAACAGAUCUGAGCUGCUGGACGAGGCGUCCAGGUAUUGCGGAUCCCCGUCGGAGAUGUGUCCCUCCCCAGGGUUCUUCUUCUUCGCCUCGUCGUUCUCCUCCUUGCCAGUUGUCCCAUUCGGUUUGACGCUUCCCUUAUUAAAAGAAAACUCCUCCCCUUCCUCGUCGUCGUAG